Aedes albopictus (Asian tiger mosquito) is the source of this 1568-nucleotide messenger RNA. RefSeq names its product mitochondrial glutamate carrier 1. The transcript has 8 exons. Lineage: Eukaryota; Metazoa; Arthropoda; Insecta; Diptera; Culicidae. Bases 208 to 1155 code for a protein of 315 amino acids. Gene Ontology annotation, biological process: L-glutamate transmembrane transport; malate-aspartate shuttle; aspartate transmembrane transport. The record is from RefSeq and is a predicted model, not a curated record. Gene Ontology annotation, molecular function: L-glutamate transmembrane transporter activity; L-aspartate transmembrane transporter activity.
UCACAUGAAUAUUUUUUAUGCCUAUGCACGAAAUUAUAAAUAGCUGCGCUCAAAACAAAAAUUGGCGUCGGUCAGUGAGUUUCGAUUUAUUAUUCAUGGUCCCAGUUUACCGACAGAGUUGACGAGAAGCGAAGAACGAAACUGUUCAAAGUUGUUUAGCUGGCACUUGUUUCUAAGCAUAGGAAUUUCAUUCACACAUCAACAAGCAUGGCUAAUACUUCAGCAGACGCGAAACAGUUUCCGCUCGUCCCCAAGAUUAUCAAUGGUGGCAUUGCUGGCAUCAUCGGCGUGUCAUGUGUUUUUCCUCUUGAUUUGGUGAAAACGCGACUGCAAAAUCAACAAGUCGGUCCUAAUGGCGAGCGAAUGUAUAAAUCUAUGUUUGAUUGUUUCAAAAAGACCUACAAAGUGGAAGGUUAUUUUGGAAUGUAUCGAGGUUCUGCCGUUAACAUUCUUCUGAUCACUCCUGAGAAAGCUAUCAAAUUAGCAGCCAACGAUUUUUUCCGACAUAAUCUAAGAACGAAAGAUGGAAAACUACCUAUCACUCGUCAAAUGGCUGCUGGAGGUCUGGCUGGACUUUGCCAAAUUGUAAUCACAACACCGAUGGAGCUUUUGAAAAUCCAAAUGCAGGACGCUGGGCGUUUAGCCGCACAAGCCAAAGAAGCCGGAAAAACUAUACCAAAAACAUCAGCAACUCAGAUUGCUCUUGAGUUGAUCAGAACUAAAGGAAUUACUGGCCUAUAUAAGGGUACAGGUGCCACCAUGCUGCGGGACGUAUCGUUUUCGGUAGUAUACUUCCCGUUGUUCGCAACACUCAACGAUCUCGGUCCACGGAAGGCGGAUGGAUCCGGAGAAGCGGUGUUUUGGUGUUCCUUCUUGAGUGGGUGUGCUGCUGGAUCUUUAGCAGCAUUGGCUGUGAAUCCAUUUGAUGUCGUCAAAACACGACUCCAAGCACUCAAAAAGGCCGAAGGUGAAAUGCAAUUCAAUGGCGUCGCUGACUGUAUCAAAAAAACAUUCGUUAAUGAAGGACCCAAAGCAUUUUUCAAAGGCGGACUUUGCCGUAUGAUUGUUAUAGCUCCGUUGUUCGGUAUUGCGCAGAUGGUGUACUUUUUAGGUGUAGCUGAAUCCAUUCUUGGAAUUAAACAGACGAAAGUUUAAAGCCAUAUCAGUAAAUUUAUCGUACCGAAAAAAAUAUUUGAAGCAACUAAAAUGCUAAAGUCAAUUAGCUAGUAAAAUGCAGGACAAACAAAUUUGCUGACGUUGCCAACCAUCCGAAGUAUAAAAAUAUUCCCGAAACAGCAUUUUAAUAAUUGUACUGUAUGUAAAAGUUGAUCUGUGUUAAAAUCAUGAAACAAAUUGCACGGCCACGUGACGUCGAAAGUAGAACUGUUGUUUAAUUAAACAUAAGUAUUGGUAUUUCAACGAAAUUGACUACGAGGUAUAAAAUACUAGUAAAAGUCCUCCUUAAAAGGAAAUAUUCAAUGUGUAUUAUUUGUCCAAUGUAGAUGUGUGCCUGCAAACCUAAUAAACGUGAUUGAUGCUGACAAUAAAAUUGUAAUCGCAAGCUUCAA